Sardina pilchardus (European sardine) is the source of this 2762-nucleotide messenger RNA. It is a transcript of the gene naca, whose product is annotated as nascent polypeptide associated complex subunit alpha. Gene Ontology annotation, biological process: protein targeting to membrane. Gene Ontology annotation, cellular component: cytoplasm; nascent polypeptide-associated complex. The record is from RefSeq and is a predicted model, not a curated record. NCBI's taxonomy places the organism in Eukaryota, Metazoa, Chordata, Actinopteri, Clupeiformes, Clupeidae. Bases 128 to 2659 code for a protein of 843 amino acids. The transcript has 9 exons.
GCUUCGUGCUUCCGACGCAGUGACGACCCGGAACAAGAAAUAUCGAUAACUGUGAUAUCACAGCGCGUCUAAGGUCAGAAUCUCUCUCUCACAGCCAUCUUGGAUCCCGAGUCCUGACCUAGCAAACAUGCCCGGUGAAGCCACAGAAACUGUCCCAGUGACGGAGCAGGAACUGCAGCAGCCACAAGUGGAGACGGCCACACCCUCUGCUCCUGCUGCAGCUGCUGCAGCUCCUGCCAAGCCCAAAGAGGGCAAGGCAGGACACAAGUCCUCCUCCCCGCGCUCCACUGCCCCUAAAGCUGUCCCUUCUGGCAGAAGGAAACGCUCCUCACUGUCUGCUUCCUCUUCCUCCCCUACCUCUCCCAAAUCUUCCUCUGGUACCCGCGGCACCCCUAUUUCCCCCUUGGCCUCUCCCCUGGCCUCCCCACCAGUUGGCUCUCCAGGGUCAAGUCAUGGAGACAUGGCCGCACCCAAAGUGGUCAAGGCCAAACAGGUGAAGCCUAAGAAGACGGAGGCCUUUAAGCAUGUUAUGUCGGAAGUCCCAGCUGCUGCACCAGCAGUUUGUGUUACUGCCCCUCAGCCCCCCAUUUUGUCUGCUCCAGUUGAGUGCAAAGUGACUGAGGUUGAAGCCAAACCAUUAGUAGUUGAGCCCAUGCCUGUAGAAGUUAAACCCAAAGUAGUUGAGGCUAUGCCUGUAGAAGUUAAGCCCAAAGUAGUUGAGGCUCUUCCAGUAGAAGUUAAGCCCAAAGUAGUUGAGGCUAUGCCUGUGGAAGUUAAGCCCAAAGUGGUUGAGGCUCUUCCAGUAGAAGUUAAGCCCAAAGUGGUUGAGGCUCUUCCAGUAGAAGUUAAGCCCAAAGUGGUUGAGGCUCUUCCAGUAGAAGUUAAGCCCAAAGUGGUUGAGGCUCUUCCAGUAGAAGUUAAGCCCAAAGUGGUUGAGGCUCUUCCAGUAGAAGUUAAGCCCAAAGUAGUUGAGGCCAUGCCUGUAGAAGUCAAGCCCAAAGUGGUUGAGGCUCUUCCAGUAGAAGUUAAACCGGUAGUGGUUGAGGCUCUUCCAGUAGAAGUUAAGCCCAAAGUGGUUGAGGCUCUUCCAGUAGAAGUUAAACCGGUAGUGGUUGAGGCACUUCCAGUAGAAGUUAAACCGGUAGUGGUUGAGGCACUUCCAGUAGAAGUUAAGCCCAAAGUGGUUGAGGCUAUUCCAGUAGAAGUUAAGCCCAAAGUGGUUGAGGCACUUCCAGUAGAAGUUAAGCCCAAAGUGGUUGAGGCUAUUCCAGUAGAAGUUAAGCCCAAAGUGGUUGAGGCUCUUCCAGUAGAAGUUAAACCAGUAGUCGUUGUGGCCGAACCAAUUGAGGUUAAACCCAAAGUGUCUGAGGCCAAGCCAAUUGAAGUUAAAGAAAAGCCAUUGUUUCCUCUCCCUGAUCUGCCAGCCUCUCCCAAAAUGGCAGCCUCUCCUGUGUCAUUCAAAAUUACCUCUCAACCAGCUGCUCCAGCUCCCAAGUCUUUUGCUGAAGCUGUGGCUUGUAGUCCACCUAAAAUGGCACCUAUGUCUCCCAAGAUUGCCCCUGAGCCUCCUACAGUUGAACCUGUGCCUGUGGUGGUUGCUCCACCAACUGAAACCAAGCCUGAGGUCAAGCCCUCAGUGUUUGCACCUCUCCUUGAUAAUGAUGAUGAUGAUCUUCCCCCACUUAUCCCCCCUGAGAAGCCAGUUACUAUGCCUGUCUUCCAGCCCCCAACAGUUGAGCAGGCUCCACCAAAAGCCGCUCCUGUUGUUGCCACCGUUGCCCCCCCAGCAGCCCCAGAGGCUGCCCCUGCACCUGCCCAGAAGCCUGUGGCAGUGCCUGCCCCCGCUGAAGAACCAGCCCAAAAGCCCACUCCUACACCUGCACCUGCCCCAAAGCCUGCCCCCGCUCCAGAACCAGCCCAAAAGCCCACUCCGGCACCUGCCUCUAAGCCAGCCCCUGCUCCAGAACCAGCCCAAAAGCCCACUCCUACACCUGUAGCUGCCCCAAAGCCUGCCCCCGCUCCUACCCCAGCUCCCACUAAAGCCCCAUCAAAACCGGCGCCUGUGAUCAAGAACGACAAGGGGUCUGGCACCGAGUCCGACAGCGAUGAGUCCGUGCCCGAGCUGGAGGAACAGGAUUCCGCACAGACACAGACGGCGCAGGCGCAGCUUGCAGCUGCUGCCGAGAUCGACGAGGAGCCAGUCAGCAAAGCAAAACAGAGCCGGAGUGAAAAGAAGGCCAGAAAGGCUAUGUCCAAGCUGGGUCUGCGCCAGGUCACUGGAGUUACCAGGGUAACCAUCCGCAAGUCCAAGAACAUCCUGUUUGUCAUCACCAAACCAGACGUGUACAAAAGUCCCGCUUCAGAUACCUACAUUGUAUUUGGUGAGGCUAAGAUUGAGGAUCUGUCACAGCAAGCCCAGCUGGCAGCGGCAGAGAAGUUCAAGGUGCAGGGAGAGGCCGUUUCAAACAUCCAGGAGAACACACAGACGCCCACCGUACAGGAGGAGAGCGAAGAGGAAGAGGUUGACGAGACUGGGGUCGAGGUGAAGGACAUUGAACUCGUGAUGUCACAAGCCAACGUAUCGCGGGCAAAGGCUGUACGGGCCCUGAAGAAUAACAACAACGACAUCGUCAACGCCAUUAUGGAACUGACGAUGUAGGAGGGCUCCAGACGGGGAUUGAAAUGAGAUGUUGCUGAUUUACUCUAUUAUUUGUACACUUUAUACCCAAGCGAAAUAAAGGUGUGGCUUGACAAAAAGUGAA